Aureobasidium melanogenum CBS 110374 is the source of this 1125-nucleotide messenger RNA. RefSeq lists its product as uncharacterized. NCBI's taxonomy places the organism in Eukaryota, Fungi, Ascomycota, Dothideomycetes, Dothideales, Saccotheciaceae. The record is from RefSeq and is a predicted model, not a curated record. The transcript has 4 exons. Bases 1 to 1125 code for a protein of 374 amino acids.
AUGGCAUCUUUCCAAACCAAACGUUGCGCCUCCGGCUCUUGCUUCAAGGAUGGUACUUUGCAUUGCGCUAAGUGCAAGGUUACCUUCUAUUGCAGCAAGACCUGCCAGAAGGAUCACUGGACCAAGCACAAGAAGCACUGCUCUGCUCACAAGCCUAUGCCUGGAGGCACUUUUGAGUUUCUGAAGCUCAACCGCGACACUCGUGAUAAGGUCUAUGAAGGUCUCCUCAUCGCUCGCUUCACACCUGAUCAGCAGGCUAAGCACGACUAUCUCGCUGGUCUCAGGACUACUACCAAUGACUCCUUGGGCAUCAGAAACAGCCUGGAUCAACUUGAAGAGCUCUUGAUGCUCAGCCCCGGCAUGCCACUCUGGGGUGUCGAGGGCUACCAACCUCUCGUCAACGCCCGAGGUCUUCUCAACGCCAACAAGCAGAUCAACGAAGAACUCAUCAGCACUCUGUUCACCAAGAACACUUUUCUGAUACCUGUGGGCGAGCAGUUCCGCUAUCAGAUCACUGGACAGUUGUUUAGCUACAGACUCGCUCCUUCUUCUCUGGCUCAGAUCAAGCAUUUGGUUGUUAGUGUGUCAGCUCAGUCCGAUAUCAAGCAUCCUCGUCACAGUGAUGGUGUUGCUGCUUUGAAGCACAACUUCAACCAUGUCGUCAAGAGUCUCAAUAUGCUUGGUAACACUCUGGAGUCAUUGACAAUCCGCUUCAACAGCUGCUUUCAUGGUGAAGUCGAGGAGUUGCGUGCAUACGUUGAUCCUCUGCUUACCAAUACUACCGCUCGUCCUGUUCAGAUAUUGCGUGAGGACAACACCAUAUUCACCUUCACCCCCAACAACAUCAGACAAUUCUAUACCUCUGGCUUUGAUCUAUGCGAUGCUUUCGAAAAGCUGAACACUCCAGUCAAGAACUUCCAAGUCUACGGUGAUCUUCCUGGCGAGGUUGUCAACCGUCUGAACAGCAGAUUUGGUGUUGCUGCUAAGCAGGCGCUGUCGCUCACAACAACGACGGCAACAUCGAUGGCGGUCCUAUACCUGCUACCUCCAAGCCUCCUUCAUCAACCUCGCCGAUAUCGUCAAGAGUAUGGUGGAAAAGAACCCUGGCGACAAGAAGAUGGCUGA